This is a messenger RNA of Lizanozyma spartinae, 1584 nucleotides long. It is a transcript of the gene CCT2, whose product is annotated as chaperonin-containing T-complex subunit. Lineage: Eukaryota; Fungi; Ascomycota; Pichiomycetes; Serinales; Debaryomycetaceae. The record is from RefSeq and is a predicted model, not a curated record. Gene Ontology annotation, biological process: protein folding. The coding region runs from base 1 to 1584 and encodes 527 amino acids. The transcript has a single exon. Gene Ontology annotation, cellular component: cytosol; chaperonin-containing T-complex. Gene Ontology annotation, molecular function: ATP-dependent protein folding chaperone; ATP binding; ATP hydrolysis activity.
AUGUCGGUUCAGAUCUUGAAAGACCAGGCCACCGAGGAAAGGGGUGAAAAUGCUCGUAUGUCCGCUUUUGUUGGUGCCAUCGCAGUUGGUGACUUAGUCAAAUCAACAUUGGGUCCAAAGGGUAUGGACAAGUUAUUACAAAGUGCCAGCGACCCAAAUAAGGCUCUUGUUACCAAUGAUGGUGCUACUAUUUUGAAGUCUAUCCCUUUAGAUAACCCCGCUGCUAAAGUUUUGGUAAAUAUUGCUAAAGUGCAAGAUGAUGAAGUUGGUGAUGGAACUACAUCUGUUACAGUUCUAAGUGCUGAAUUGUUAAAAGAAGCUGAAAAAUUAAUCGAACGUAAGAUUCAUCCACAGACAAUCAUUGAAGGUUAUAGAAUUGCUCGUAACGUCGCUGUCGAAGCGUUAACCAAGAUCUCAGUUGAUAAUGCAAGCAACCCUGAAAGCUUUAGAAAUGACCUUUUAGAUAUUGCAAGAACAACUUUGUCUUCAAAGAUCUUGUCUCAAGAUAGAGAACAUUUUGCCAAGUUGGCUGUGGAUGCUAUACUCAGAUUGAAGGGAUCAACCAACUUGAAUCAUAUUCAGGUCAUCAAAAAGUCAGGUGGGAAAUUAGCUGAUUCAUUUUUAGAUGAAGGGUUUAUUUUGGAGAAGAGAUUUGGUAUUAACCAAAUUAAAAAGGUUGAAAAUGCUAAAAUAUUGAUUGCAAAUACCUCUAUGGAUACAGACAAGGUGAAGAUUUUUGGUGCUAAGUUUAAAGUUGAUUCUACAUCCAAGUUAGCUGAGUUGGAGAAAGCAGAAAAGGCCAAAAUGAAGGCAAAGGUAGAGAAGAUCAAAAACUUUGGUAUAAAUGUUUUCAUUAACAGACAAUUGAUCUAUGAUUACCCUGAACAAUUGUUUACAGAUUCCAAGAUAAACUCUAUAGAACAUGCUGACUUUGACGGUGUUGAGAGAUUAGCAUUGGUUACUGGUGGUGAAGUUGUAUCUACUUUUGAUAACCCUGAAAAGGUCAAAUUAGGUUACUGUGAGAAGAUCGAGGAAAUAAUGAUUGGUGAAGAAGUUAUGACAAAGUUUUCAGGCGUUGCUGCUGGUGAGGCCUGUACCAUUGUGUUAAGAGGUGCUACUGAGCAAGUACUCGACGAAGCCGAAAGAUCUUUGCAUGACGCAUUGUCAGUUUUAUCACAAACUACCAGAGAAACUAGAACAUGUUUGGGUGGAGGAUGUUCUGAAAUGAAUAUGUCAAAGGCCGUAGACCAAGCUGCUGCAAACGAGGACGGAAAGAAGUCAUUGGCCGUGGAAGCCUUUGCAAAAGCUUUAAGACAAUUGCCAAUUAUAUUGGCAGACAAUGCAGGGUAUGAUUCUGCAGAAUUAGUUACUAAAUUAAGAUCUGCAAUUUACAACGGUAUGACCACCUCUGGUUUAAACUUGAAUAAGGGUAUUGUGGCCGAUAUGAGGGAGUUAGGUGUGGUUGAGUCGUACAAAUUGAAGCGGGCAGUUGUAUCUUCUGCAGCUGAAGCUGCUGAAGUGUUGUUGAGAGUGGAUAACAUCCUUCGGGCGAAGCCACGGACUGCAGACAGAAACAGGCACUAA